Saitoella complicata NRRL Y-17804 is the source of this 833-nucleotide messenger RNA. RefSeq names its product septum formation protein Maf. The coding region runs from base 1 to 756 and encodes 251 amino acids. NCBI's taxonomy places the organism in Eukaryota, Fungi, Ascomycota, Saitoellomycetes, Saitoellales, Saitoellaceae. The record is from RefSeq and is a predicted model, not a curated record. The transcript has 2 exons. Gene Ontology annotation, molecular function: nucleoside triphosphate diphosphatase activity.
AUGUUUUCCUUCUUCAGCGGCGACGCCCCACCCGCCUAUGACGCUCCCGUGGGUGAAGCGUAUCCCCCCCUCGACACCUCACUCUACCGCCACCUCCGCGGAAAACGAAUCAUCCUCGCCUCCGCAUCCCCACGACGCCGCACCCUCCUUGCCCAAAUGGGCUUAGAGGACGUUGAAGUCGUCCCCUCGGGUUUCGAGGAGAACGUCGAUAAAUCACUGCUCACGCCAUGGGAGUACGUCCUCGAGACAGCGAGCCAAAAGGCGUUGAGGGUAUACGAACGCAUCGUCGCCGAGGGCGAGGAGCCUGAUCUCGUUUUGGGGUUCGACACCAUCAUUUCCUUUGGGAACACAGUCAUCGAGAAACCGCCUUCAACAGCAGCUCAUCUCACCCUCCUAAAACAACUCCGGGACUCAUCUUCCCCGCAUAAAGUCUUCACAGCCUGUGUCGCAAUCGCACCACUCACGACGCCGCGUCACCCCGGGUACUGUCUCCGCUCCCAUGUCGAAGAAACCAGCGUCAAGUUUUCGGCCUCUACUACCGACGAGUGGAUCGAAGCUUACGUCCGUUCUGGAGAGGGAAGGGAUAAAGCUGGGGGGUAUGCGAUUCAGGGGAGGGGCGCCGUGUUGGUGGAGAGGGUUGAGGGGGAUUAUGGGAAUGUUGUGGGGGUGCCGAUGAGGGGGACGUAUCAGUUGAUUGAGAGGGUGUUGUUUGAGCAGGGAGAGGAGGAGGUCGAUGGGGAGGAGGAGCAAGAAUAGAGGGAGGGGGAGGGGAUGUGUUUUUGGAUAGAUAUGUGGUGUCUUUCAGUAUUCUAGCUGGCUAGAUGCGAUGCUUU